Molecule: messenger RNA, 2008 nt
Organism: Paecilomyces variotii
Lineage: Eukaryota; Fungi; Ascomycota; Eurotiomycetes; Eurotiales; Thermoascaceae
Product: putative sterol carrier protein
Exons: 2
Coding region: 304-1680 (458 amino acids)
Molecular function (GO): acyltransferase activity, transferring groups other than amino-acyl groups
Source: RefSeq, a predicted model, not a curated record
CGUCCCCGCAAACCAAACCGCAUCAUAUCCCCAGACAAAGAGCACCCAGCUACUAGUACUCCACGCAGGCCAUUCGCUACUUCUUUUCUCUAGAAUAGCUAUCUUACUCAGGACUGAUCCAGGCCUCGGCUAUCUACUUGCGGCCGUCGUUUCUGAACUUCCAAAGGAGAUCAGCCUGCCGCAUACUCUCGGCUUCGGUUGUAUAUAUAUUUACCUGACGGGUGGAGAUUCUGGCAGUCAGCUCUUUACCCACCAUCUUUACCUAUUCGACGCGGAUACCCUAGACCAGUUCGAACCGCUACCAUGGGCAAACAACAAGCAGGUCCCGCCUAUGUCCUCGGCGUGGGAAUGACCAAGUUCAUCAAGCCUCGAGGCAAAGUUGACUAUCAUGAGAUGGGGUUUGAAGCCGGUGUGAAGGCGAUGCUGGACGCCCACAUCAACUACGAUGAUGUCGAACAGGGUGUGGCCUGCUAUGUCUACGGUGACAGCACUUGCGGUCAGCGUGUCUUCUAUCAGUUCGGCCAGACUAAGAUCCCAAUUUACAACGUCAACAACAACUGCUCGACCGGCUCGACGGGUCUGGCUAUGGCCAAGACCUUGGUCGGCCACGGCGCCGCUGACUGCGUCCUCGUGGUUGGCUUUGAGAAGAUGAAUCCUGGCAGUCUCCAGUCUGCCUACCAAGACAGAGAGAACCCGAUUGGACCGCUCGUUCUGAUGAUGAUGGAGACGAGAGGCUUUGGGAACGCCCCCGGCGCUGCCCAAAUGUUUGGCAACGCGGGACGAGAAUACAUCGAAAAAUAUGGAGCGAAGCCGGAAGAUUUCGCAGAAAUUGCUCGCAUCAAUCACGAACACUCCAAGCGCAACCCGUACUCACAAUUCCAAGACGAAUACACCCUGGAGCAGAUCUUGCAAUCGCCCAAGAUCCAUGAGCCUCUUACAAAGCUGCAGUGUUGCCCGACCUCGGACGGAGCCGCGGCCGCCGUCAUUGUCUCCCAGGCUUUUCUCGAUGCGAGACCUCAUCUGAAGGAACAGGCCGUUUUGAUCGCCGGCCAGACUAUAGCGACAGACGCUCCAUCUGUCUUUGACCGCAGCGCCAUUGAUUUGAUGGGCUUUGAGAUGACGCGCUAUGCCUGCCGUACUGCUACCGCGGAGGCCGGCGUUAACGUUAAGGACAUCAAGGUCUGCGAGUUGCAUGACUGCUUCUCAGCUAACGAAAUGAUCACUAUUGAUGCGCUCGAGCUGUGCGAGCCUGGCAAGGCACACGAGAUGGUGCGCCGCGGUGACAUCACCUAUCGCGGCAAGAUGGUCAUCAACCCGUCGGGAGGUCUCAUCUCCAAGGGCCACCCUCUCGGCGCCACAGGUAUCGCACAGUGCGCCGAACUUGUUUGGCACCUGCGUGGCUGGGCGAACAACCGCCUCAUCGACGGCACGGACGCAGCACUACAACACAAUCUUGGCCUGGGAGGUGCAGUGGUAGUGACAGUGUACAAGCGUGCUGACGGCAAGACUGCCGCACUGGUGCCGUCGGAUGUUGUUGCUAAAGUGAGCGGUCUUGGAUAUAACCCUGCUGUCGAGGCCAAGGGUUUCACGUUAGAGCAGGCCAAGUCGGUGCUAAGCAAGAAGAAUUUCAACGACUGGCCGCUGGCAGAUACCCAUGAGAAGGUUCUGUCUCGAUUCUAAGCCAUCAGUCUGGAAGAUUGUACAGAGAUGCGAGGAUCAGAGUACUCCACAAGUUAUCUCCGCAGUCAAGUUAGUGUAUACCCCCAAGGCGUCGGGAAAAAAGUAAACACGGCACAAGGAAUAACCUCCUGUGUGGCCAUUCCAUGGUCCAUGUUGAGACUGAACAUGGCUACUUAGGUACUUAACUAGUAGUGAGGAAGCCGAGAGAUAAAGCUCGUUUCUGCCACAUUUUACCGCCUAUAAACCAGAUCCCACUGAUUUCGCUGACAUAAUCACAAGCUGCUCCACAGGCUAGCGAAUUAAUUAAUAAAAUUUCACCUUUUUUUCC